Quercus lobata is the source of this 1373-nucleotide messenger RNA. Its product is annotated as 17.6 kDa class II heat shock protein-like. Gene Ontology annotation, biological process: cellular response to heat. NCBI's taxonomy places the organism in Eukaryota, Viridiplantae, Streptophyta, Magnoliopsida, Fagales, Fagaceae. The record is from RefSeq and is a predicted model, not a curated record. The transcript is spliced from 2 exons. The coding region runs from base 439 to 1173 and encodes 244 amino acids.
CACAAAAGCUCCCUUUUCGAUUUUGUGUAACUUCUGGAAAACUAAUAAACAUUGUUUAUGGGCAUCUGAUCUGACCAAAGCCAUUAAAUGCGUGGUGUAUGUAUGGCAUGGAAGCAUAUCUUAGGACAGUGAACUACGCCAAAAGAGGUCUUCUGUUGAGUUUGGACACAAGGAAAGCAAAGCAUACCCUGUUGGAAAACUACGUAGUCCCCAGCACACAAAAUUUAAUAAUCCAACGGGAGAAAGUUUGGAAUAAAGAUGCAUGUUACCACUUACCACAAGAAAAGUCAUCUGAAUUUGAAUGAAAAAUGUGAACUUGAUUAGCUCAUCAUUUUUAUGUUCUAUAAAUAAGAUAUGCAUUUCGGCAUUACAAAGCAUCACUGUUAGCCCAACAUCCAUCGUCUCCAACAAAGUUCAGUUUUAUUUUGUGGAUCAUCUAUGGAUAUGGAAAAUGUUAGACGUAGAGGUAUCGGAGGGAGAGCACCCUUGCGCGACCAUAUUGUUGAAGAAUUUGUACCUUAUUCAGGGUGGACAGAGGAUGUAAAUGGUCGUUAUCUUCUCAUCGAUCUGCCUGGUUUCAAAAGUGAAGAGGUUAAGCUUACUAUUGAUGGAUCAGGCAAUAUGACGGCCACUGGACAAAGGCAAGUAAAUGAGGACAAAACGGUUUAUUUUGACCAAUCAUUUAAAUUGCCAGAAAAUUCAGAUGUUGAUAAGAUAUCCGGAAGAUUUGAUGGUGAGAUUCUUUAUGUAACUGUCCCAAAGCAAGCAGUAGAAGAAAAGAGAGAACAUGAGACUGUGAAAGAAAAUGUCAGUGAUAAAGCAAAACAAAUAGAACAUGAAAAGCCUAUCAAUGAUGAAAGUUUGAAUAGAGAUCACCACCACCACCACCACCACGACAAGCCUGGUAAUAUCCAUGGCCACGAUAGUGAGAUGGAGAAAAGAAGCAACACUGGUAAUAUUCAUGGCCACGAUAGUGAGACAGAGAAAAGGAGCAGCAGAAAUGCCCCCAUGUGUUUCUCCAAAGAGACAAUAGAGGGAUGGGAGAAUGAAUCUGGUCUUUUGGGAAGUGCUGUGAAGUUGCUUAAAAGAAACAAGGGGAUUGUUAUGGCAGCUGUAUUAGCGUUUUCACUAGGGGUAUUGGUAACACGUAAGUUGGAAUCACCUGGAUAUUGAGGAAGCUCUCGACCCUGCACUGUAUGCAGUGUCUGCCCUCAUAUCAUUAUUAUGUUGUCUGCACUGCAGAUUUGUAAUUACAGUAGCCUUAAUCUAACUAUGUACAGAAUAAAAAUGCUUUGCAAAUAUCCAAAUAAAUGAGAACCAUACAAUUUCUCCUUUCUCUAUUCUUUCUUGAAUUUUCUAGACUAUAUGAUUUU